Messenger RNA from Zingiber officinale, 3824 nucleotides. Its product is annotated as pathogenesis-related genes transcriptional activator PTI6-like. Gene Ontology annotation, biological process: regulation of DNA-templated transcription. Gene Ontology annotation, molecular function: DNA-binding transcription factor activity; DNA binding. The transcript has 3 exons. The record is from RefSeq and is a predicted model, not a curated record. NCBI's taxonomy places the organism in Eukaryota, Viridiplantae, Streptophyta, Magnoliopsida, Zingiberales, Zingiberaceae. The coding region runs from base 2792 to 3694 and encodes 300 amino acids.
AGCAGUUGCAGUUUAGCGUUAAAAGCCCCGCGAUGUCCUCCUCCCUCGCCGCCACAGCGACGCCUCUUCUUUUUCCCGAUGACGAUGGCGGCGGAUGAAUGCAAGCGAUAAAGAUCAGCACGGAGGUUGCUUCUCCAAUGCCAUCAGAGCCCUCCUCCGUAAUGGUCGUAGGAAAAGGGGCGACCUCAGAGGCGAUUGCCGCAAGGAAGGAAAUCGAAGAAAACGAGAUCCCUAAUGCGGUGGCGGCCCCGGAGUAGCUCGAUUCGUCUUGCGUUUGCCGUCUGCGCCGGUGGAGGGGGAAAUGCGGACGGGGUGGGUGGAAGAGUCGGCGGAGGUCACCGAUCUGUGGUGGUCUCUGAUCUCUGUGCGGAAUCGAGGAGGAGAAGCUCUCCCGCUGGUUCCCCUCCGUCGAUGCGACUUUCUCUGCGCCGAGAUCUGCGAAGAGGCGGUCCAGAGGUCCCGCGAAGGGCAUCAAAGUGAUGGCUGAUCGAAGGCUUCAAAUUUUCGCCAAUUAGGGAUCAAUACGAACCGUAAAAGAACACCAGAGCUACCAAAAAAAAGAAACAAGGUCAAGUUCAUCUGCUCAUUCAUGAAAGAUGCCCGCAACUCAAUAUCUGAAUCAAGAUUUACCCUGAAAGAACUCAACAGUAGAAACUCUUCGGAGUUCACCAAAACUUGGAUGUUAAUGCAAACACCACUUCGAUCGAUGGUAUGUCUCUGUAUCACUUUGCUCGGUUUCUUUCUUGAUUAAUGCUUCAUUAUAGUCAUUGGAAAACUGCAAGCUUGGAUUUUUCUAGGCUCGAACGUAUUUAGGUUGGGCAAGUGCCAAAUUUUCCUGAAUGUCAAUGCAAACAUCUGUCUCUACUUGAGAUUCAUAUAUGCUAGAGAUGUAGAUGAGCACAAGGGAGGAAAAAAAGGUUAGCUCUAGAGCUUGAAAACUUCUCCUCCAUUGUUGUAGCCCAUGUUCAUCUCCAAAGUGGAUAUGAAUUGUUUUCCUGUUGCACAUCCCUUAGUUUUCACCAGAUCUUGCUUAAGCUCCUCUGUAGUUUUGAAUUGAGUUUGUUGGCCUUUCGAUUCUCCAUUCGUAUUCAAAAUUAUCAAAUUCGGGCCGAACUCAAAUAUAUUUGAUAAUUUUUUUCGAGCUGAAUUUCAACCCAUACUAUUUUGUUUGAUUCUUCAUGAGUCGUUCGCGAACUGAGCUCUAGUUAUUUUUACACAAUUUUAAUUUACAUAUGCUUAAAUUCAUAUUCAAAUAACUCAAUUUAAAUCAGUUCAAAUUAUAAUUUGAUUAUGCUUGAAUUAAAGUUCGAACCAUUGGAACCAAAAUUGAACUUGAAUUUUAUUUAAACCGAGCUUAGUCAGAAUUAUUUAUAUUUUGGAGCUUUGAAUUGAAUUUGAAUAUCACAUAUAUUUUUAAAAUUUAAACUCAAAUAUCAAUAUUUUCAUAUUAUUCGACUUAGAUUCAAUUGUUUUGCAUCCCUAUUUUUGAUAGUGUGACUCUAAAAAAAGUGAAUGAUCUCUUAUUUCCUUUAAUUUCCUUUUAAUGCGGUAAAAGGUGAACUCCAAGUGUCUCACAUGGUCAGUCCUAUAAUCAUAUGUAGAUGACUUUGUAUUAAGGAGGAAUCUCUUAUUCUCUUUAAUUUCCCUUUAAUUAUAUAUAUAAAAAAUCAUUACACUCACCUCUCUUAUAGCCCCUCCCAUGAAAGAAGGUAAAUCACUACCAAAUGGUUAGGGAUUGAUUUUUACUAAUGAGGUUUUUAGUUCAUUGUUAUUAUCCAAUCCUCUUUAAGUAGAGAUACCUCAAGGUUUUACGUAGAUGGCUUUUUAUUGAAUAACUAGAACGCAUGAUUAAUUAAAUUCUCUUUAUUUUGUUCUAAUUUAAUUAUUUCUUACAUUUUCUUAUGCUAAUCUAAUUGCAUAUAUAACAAUGUUCUUUUACUAUUUCUAAAUUUUAUCAUCAAUAAGUUAUUUUUUUUUGCUAUUGAAGCAUAUCAACAAUAUAGAAAGUUUAGAUUUUGUUUUUAAUUUUUUAACAUUUUACUCAUUCUAAUACAAAACAUUAUCAAGUACGGAUUCCUCUCAUAAAUUAAAAUCCAUAAAUUUAAAAUUUUUGUGAUAAGUAUAAAAGAUAUUAAAGCAUUUAAAGACAAAAAUAAUUUUCUUAUUUAUCUUUUCUGACUUAAAAUAUUUGAAUACAAUUAUAUUCUUAACCCCCUAAAAUAACAAGUCAACAGAUAAAGAAGAUUUCCGAUGCAAUUAUAGAAAUAAAUAUUAGCAGAUAAGGUAUAUUAGUAAAGAUUACAAAAACAAAAAUACUAAAAUUGUUUGAUAAUUUCCUAUAAUUUGGGGGAAUAAAUAUUUAAAUUAAUAAUAAUAAUAAUUCCAAAUCAUUUUAUUUUUUAUUCCAGAUUUGUUCGCAACGAUUAACAAAAAAAUAUUUGCCCAUGUUCUUUCUAUAUAUCGUUGUUUGCGUCUCCAACUUAACCGGCGUAUGUAUAUCAACUGCUGAUUUUUCUCUCUAUUCGUUUGCAACAUCGUGGCCGUCCUAUAACCACGCCGCCGUCGACGUGGAGAAUCUUAACCGUCGGUUGGUUAUCUUAUCCCGCCCAGUCCGCCGCUUUGGGGUUUUAGCGACGGCGGCUGCGGCGGCGAGCAGGCCGAUAAAGCGAAAGGUGCAGAGGAGUGGGCAGCGGCGAGCGGUCGAAUCGAGGUUGGAUUUGGAGCGCAGUGCUCUGGAUUCGUCUCGUUGAUGUUCUUGAGAGGAGCUCGCGAUUGAGUAAGGGAGCAGGAAAUGGCUGCGAUUCCACAUCUGAUCGGGAAGCCACGAGAAGAGGCGGCUGAGAGGAAGCCCAAGAAGAAGCGACACCGGCCAUCUCAUUCGGAUCUCUCCGUGAGAAGAAUCCGCGUGGUGUUCGAUGACCCGGACGCAACUGAGUCGAGCGAAGACGAAGGGAUCCCCCACAAGAGGAAGAGGGGGAUUUGCGAAUUCCGGGAGGUGGUUCCUUCGUCCUUCCCCGCCGGCCUUCCUCCGGAGAGCGGUGGGAGGAAGCGGAAACCGCCCGCCAAAACCCCGCCGAAGGCCAAGGUCAAAUCGUCCGGCGGCGAGUUCUCCGGCAGGUUUAAAGGCGUCAGGCAGCGGCCAUGGGGAAGAUGGGCGGCCGAGAUACGCCACCCCAGCAGGGGCAGGAUCUGGCUCGGCACCUUCGACACCGCGGAGGCCGCCUCCGCGGCUUACGAGGCCGCCGCUCUCAGCUUCAAAGCCGAGGAGAACCAAUCCUCCACCGCCACCACCCUCCCCUUCCCAGUCAAGAAGAAGCACUCCGUCAGCGGCUCCUCCUCCUCCGGCACCGCCACCCUCCGCUUCCGAAUCAAGGAGAACCUCUCAGUCACCACUUCCUCCGCCUCCAUCGAUGUCCCAAUCAAGGAGCCGCCUUCCCCUUCGUCCGUACUGGAGGUCUUCUCUUCCGACAGUCGCUCCUCGGCGGAGGCCGCAGCCGAGCCGGAGGGAGAGGAGGAGUCCUUCGCGGAUCUCUUCAACGCUCUCCCUCUCGAAGCAGAUCUCGCAUUCGAGCCCGACGACCUCCUCUUCUCGGACCAUUUGGAGUCCCAACUGCCGUUGGACGACAUCACCGGCGCCGAAGACACCCCCAUCACCGAUUCAGAGAUCGCCCGGUGGCUGGACUUUGACCUGUAACGCCGUUCAAAAAUUUUGCAGAAUAACCGCCACACCUCCCAACGCUAUUUCUUUCUACUACUUUUUUAUAUAUAAUCAAAAUAAAAUUCAGAAAACAUUUCUGAACUUCAAUAAAAUUCUUCAUCCGUAA